Molecule: messenger RNA, 578 nt
Organism: Centruroides sculpturatus (bark scorpion)
Lineage: Eukaryota; Metazoa; Arthropoda; Arachnida; Scorpiones; Buthidae
Exons: 4
Coding region: 141-503 (120 amino acids)
Source: RefSeq, a predicted model, not a curated record
CAGAUAUAGUUUAUAGGUAUUUCGAGCUGAAUUUCUUUUAAGACAAAAACUUUUUAAAUGGUUUACGAAGAGUAUUCUUAAAAUUUCGAUUCGAAAAAUUGUCUUCAUAACAAAUUGCUUCCGGAUCGUAUAAAGUCAAAAUGAUUUCCUUUACUUUAAUUUGUCUGAUGUCUGCUUUGGUUGUAGUUAACAGUUACACUGCAAGAAUGGUGGUUCCUAACGUUGAGGGAAAAUGUGAUAUUAAAGGAAAAUUAAUCAAAUCUGAAGAAACUUACUACGAAGAAGAAAAAUGUGAGGCUUGGAUAUGCAGUGCACCUGUAAAUCCUGUAACCUAUGAACUGUUAGAAAAUGGAACAUUUCAGCCCAUUUAUGAUGAAAACGCAUACGUUGAAAUUUUGGGAUGUGGUGUAUCAACUAUAGAAAAAGAUGGAAAAAUUUGUCCUAUUCAAAGCAUUAAAGGCAAAUAUCCUGAAUGUUGCAAGGGAAGAAUCAUCUGUCCUUAGGGGUUUAUCUUUUAUAAUAUGUAAUUUCAUAUGAGUAAAUAUUUGAUUUCACGUAUAAUUUCAUAUAUUUGUAUU